AGAGACGCUCUGUGGAUAAAACUUUUAAAGACUGGGGUCAGCGGUAAAAUUAUCAAAAUUCUUAAAUCUAUAUACAGUAAUGUUAAAGCAUGUGUUAGAAUGUCUUCUGAGAUGAAAUUUUCUGAGUUCUUUGAUGUCACGCUUGGAUUAAAACAAGGGGAACCACUCUCACCGAUACUUUUUAUACUCUUUAUUAACGAUAUAAGCACUACUUUAGAUUUUAAUAAGUUAACAGAGAAUGAUUUGAACCAGUUAUCUAUGUAUAUGUUGUUAUUUGCUGAUGAUAUUGCAUUGUUUACUACUGAUCCGAAUAGCCUGCAAGCUCAGUUAGAUAUUAUCUAUACAUAUUCAGAAAAAUGGGGUUUCAAGAUUAACGUUCAAAAAACCAAAAUUUGUGUAUUCGAAAAAAGAAAAAGCCACCAUAAUUUUAACUGGUUUAUCAAUGGUGAACAAAUUGAAGUUGUAGAUCAUUUUAAAUAUUUAGGAGUUGAUUUUUUGUAUACUGGUGUAAUGAAAAAUGCUGUCAAAGUGCUCUCAGAACAGGCCCUUAAGGCAUAUAGUAGCUUAUUAUCAUUAUUCACUCGUGUACACAUAGAUGUGAAAACUAAACUUUCUUUAUUUGAUACCAUGGUUGUACCAAUUCUUACAUACUGUUCUGAGGUGUGGGGCAUAUAUGAUUUUAAAGAAAUUGACAAGUUGCACAUAAAGUUUUGUAAAACAAUACUUGGAGUUCGUCAACAGACCCCAAAUUUAGCAGUUUAUGGGGAACUGGGAAGGUUCCCUUUAUCAGUUAUCUGUAAACAAAGAGCAUUAAAAUAUUGGUUAAAAAUAAUGCAAAAUCCAAACUCUCCUAUGUAUAGAAUUUUUAUGGAACAGUGUAAUAACAGUAACGAUAACUGUUGGGCAAAAUCCAUCAAGCGUUUAUUAGACAGUCUUGGUUAUAGUGAUAUCUGGAAUAAUUUUGAUUAUAAUGUCAAUUAUUUGCCAAUGUUUAAACAACGCAUUUGCGACCAGUUUAUUCAAAACUGGCGUGCUUCUGUCCAGUCAAUGUCAAAGUUAGAUUAUUAUAGUAAAUUCAAAACAGAGUUUUGUUUUGAAAAAUAUAUUGAUGUUUUAACAAAUGAAGGAUUAAGAAAAGAAUUAAGUUGUUUCAGAUUAAGCUCUCACAAGUUAGAAAUCGAAUUAGGUAGAUUUGUAGGUACCGUUAGAAAUGAAAGAAUAUGUAAAAUGUGUAAUUUAAAUUGUAUUGAAUCAGAAUACCAUUUUCUGCUUUGUUGUCCUCUUUAUGUCGAUAUACGUAGAAAAUAUUUUGGAAAUAUAUCUUGGCCAACGAUACAAAAAUGUGUAAAUAUACUUUCUUCUACAUAUAAAAAAUCUAUGAAUAACACUGCAAAAUAUUUAAAGGAUGCGUUUGAGCGUAGAAAUGAAACCCUUGAGCGCAUAGCUGCUUCUUAAGUUUGUAAUACAAAUGUAUCGACAAAUAAGAACUAUGUCUAUCACGAUAGUCUCUACUCCAUGUUAUAUUGAAUAUGUAUAUAAAUAUGCCUGUAUUAUGUAUGUGUAUGUAUGUCUUGGCCAUAUUCAGUUUGUGUUUAUGUUAAUUGGCCAAAGGCAUUGAUUUGCUGAUUUGCCAAAUAAAACUGUAAACUG
Molecule: messenger RNA, 1650 nt
Organism: Mercenaria mercenaria
Lineage: Eukaryota; Metazoa; Mollusca; Bivalvia; Venerida; Veneridae
Exons: 1
Coding region: 100-1455 (451 amino acids)
Source: RefSeq, a predicted model, not a curated record